UCUCCGACCCGGUCCAGUAGGUCGGCACUGUUCUUUGGCGUCAUCGCCACGCGCCUCCCUGCUCUUGCUCCAACACGUUCUGCAGCUUGACGUUGUAUUUGGACGUCAUCUCCACGCGCCUUCCCGCCCCUUGGGUGUUUAGCUCUAGCGACAGAGUACUGAAUUUCUAUCCCCCUCGAUCAUGUUCCCGGCCAUCCCUUCUCCGAGGACUCCAGGUACCGGAUCCCGAAGGGCUCCACUGGUCGGAAUUGGGCCGAAUUCAACGCCCCGUGCGGGAAGCAGGAGGGGACAGUCCCUAGGUUCUGCGGUCUUCUCCCCAGUGCUCUUCUCCCCGGUAUCCCGGCGCAGCUCUCUCAGCUCGCGAGGAACACCUACGCGGCUGUUAACACACCACUCCGUAACUGAAUCUGUGAAUUAUGACGUGAAAACAUUUGGAUCAUCUCUUCCAGUUAAAGUCAUGGAAGCCCUAACAUUGGCUGAGGUUGAUGAUCAGCUGUCUGUACAUAUUGACGAAGGUGGAUGGGCUUGCCUGGUCUGCAAGGAGAAGCUCCUUGUUUGGAAGAUCACCCUGUCCCCUGUCACCAAGUUAUCUGUUUGCAAAGAACUUCAGCUGCCACCUAGUGACUUCCCCUGGAGCGCUGACCUGGUGGCUGUUUCUUACUCUGCCACCUCAGGAGAAGCACAUUCUGUUCAGGCUGUUGCUGUCAUGGUUGCCACCCGAGAAGGGUCCAUUCGCUACUGGCCAAGCCUUGCUGGGGAGGACACCUACACAGAGACGUUUGUGGACUUGGGGGGUGACAGAAUGUGCAGAUUCCUAACAGCAGUGCAGGGAGGAUGUUUUAUAUUGGCCUCAGCGGGAAGUCAACUAAUUCGGUUGAUACCUGAAAGCUCUGGAAGGAUUUAUCAGCAUGUCCUGCCACAGGGCCAAGGCAUGCUGUCAGGAAUUGGUCGAAAGGUUUCUUCCCUUUUUGGAAUUUUGUCUCCUAGUAGUGAUCUCAUGCUUGCAGGUGUUCUCUGGGACAGAAGAAGGUCGAGCUUCUACAGCCUGACAAGCUCAAAUGUCAAUAAAUGGGAAUUGGAUGAUUCCUCAGAAAAGCUAACAUACAGUUGGGAUUUACACAGAGUUCUGAAGGAAAAUAUAACUGAUGCUAUUUGGGGAUCUGAGAGUAACUAUGAAAUUAUUAAAGAAGGGGUCAACAUUCAGUAUUUGGACUUGAAGCAAAAUUGUGAUGGGCUCCUAAUUUUGGCAGCAGCAUGGCAUCCGGCAGAUAGUCCUUGCCUCGUCUAUUACUCUCUGAUAACAGUGGAAGAUAAUGGCUGCCAGGUGUCAGAUGCAGUUACUGUGGAAGUCACUCAGCAUAACCCACCUUUUCAGUCUGAAGACCUGAUUAUGUGUCGAUUGAUGGUCCCUGACUUCUCGAACCAGAUUGCCUGUCUGUACACUGAAAGUGCCAUCUAUGUAUGCUCCACAGGAACUGGGAAAUUUUCUCUUCCUCAGGAGAAAAUUGUCUUCAAUGCACAAGGAGAUGGCAUUUUGGGGGCUGGCUCCUGUGGCAGUGUUCCCAUCCUCUUCUCUAGAAACAGUGGCUUAGUGUCCAUCACAUCAAGGGAAAGUGUAUCCCUCCUAGCAGAAGACAUGGAGGAGUCCUUGGCCUCUUCAGUCGCUGGACCAGGCAAUGAGAGUAUGGUGUUUGAGACCACCACAAAGAAUGAAACCAUAGCACAGGAAGAUAAAACAAAACUACUGAAAGCUGCCUUUCUGCACUACUGUAGGAAAGAUUUGGGCCAUGCUCAAAUGAUGGUUGAUGAGCUGUUUUCCCACUCCGACAUGGAUGCUGAUACUGAACUAGACAGGGCUGUCACCCAGAUCAGUGUCGACUUGAUAGAUGACUAUCCAGCUUCUGAUCCACGGUGGGCUGAAUCUGUCCCUGAAGAGGCCCCUGGGCUGAGCAACACCUCUCUGAUCAUUCUCCAUCAGCUGGAAGACAAGAUGAAAGCCCACUGUCUCCUCAUGGACUUCCUUCACCAAGUUGGCUUGUUUGGGCGCCUGGACACUUCUCCAGUCAGAGGGACACUGAUGGCAACCCGGCUGCUUCUAUGUGAGCAUGCAGAAAAGCUGUCAGCCACCAUCGCUCUCAAGAACCACCACUCACGGCUGCCAGACCUCGUGAAUGCAGCCAUUCUGAUUGCUCUGAACAAGAGGGGGUGUGACAUCCCGGGCAGCCUGACUCCCGCAGACGUCUUCUUUCGUGAGGUAUCCCAGGUGGAUACCAUCUGUGAGUGUCUUCUGGAUCACGAAGAGCAAGUUCUGAGGGAUGCGCCGCUGGACUCUGUCGAAUGGGCUGAGGUGGCGAUCAACGUCAACACUGUUCUCAAGGAUAUGCUGCAAGCUGCUAGUCACUAUCGCCAAAACAGAAGCUCCUUGUAUAGAAGAGAAGAACCACCAAGAAAAGAGCCCGAGUACAUUCCAUGGACAGCCACAGGCAGUCCCACCGGCAUCCGAACAGCAAUCACCCGCCAGCACGGGGUCAUCCUGAAGACGGUUUACCCACAGGUGGACAGUCACCUCCGGAACACCUUGACAGAGCAGCUGGUCACGCUGAUCGACUGCUUCCUGGAUAGUUACGUUUCACAGUUGAAGUCCCUAGACAAGUCCAGUGAUCAAGAAAGAUAUGACAACCUAGAAAUGGAAUACCUGCAGAAAAGAUCAGAACUCUUGUCUGCUCUGCUCACACUAGGCCAGUACCCAUGUGCUGCUUCUCUGGCAGAGAAGUACUGUGACUUUGACAUCUUGGUACAGAUGUGCGAGCAGAUGGACAACCAGACAAGACUGCAGCGCUACAUGACCCAGUUUGCUGAUCAGAAUUUUUCAGACUUUCUCUUUCGUUGGUAUCUGGAAAAGGGAAAGCGGGGCAAAUUAUUAUCUCAGCCCCUGUCUCAACAUGGACAGCUGGCAAAUUUUUUACAAGCUCAUGAACACCUCAGCUGGUUACAUGAAAUUAGUAACAAAGAAUUAGUAAAGGCUCAUGCAACACUUCUGAGUUUGGCAAAUAUGGAAACUCGUUACUUUGCAAAGAAAAAAACCCUUCUUGGCUUGAGUAAAUUGGCUGCAUUAGCUUCAGACCUUUCAGAGGAUGCAUUGCAAGAAAAAAUCGAAGCGAUGGCUGAGCAGGAGCGUUUCCUGUUGCACCAAGAGACCCUGCCCGAGCAGCUGUUAGCCGAGAGAGAGCUGAGCCUCAGUGCCAUGCCAGUGCUGACUGCACCACAGCUAAUCAGCCUGUACAUAUGUGAUGAAAACAGAAGAGCCAAUGAAUAUGAUUUUAAGAAAGCUUUGGACUUGCUGGAAUAUAUUGAUGAGGAAGAAGAUGUGAAUAUCCAUGAUCUCAAACUGGAAAUCCUUUGCAGAGCUCUCCAGAGAGACAACUGGUCUGGUUCAGAUGGUAAAGGCGAUCCAAUUGAAGAAUCCAAAGGCAGUAUAUUUGUGAAAAUCUUACAGAAACUUUUAAAAGAUGGCAUUCAGCUCAGUGACUACUUGCCAGAAGUGAAUGACCUGCUGCAAGCUGAUCAGCUGGGAAACCUCAAGUCCAACUCAUAUUUUGAAUUUGUUUUGAAAGCAAAUUAUGAGUAUUAUGUCCAGGGACAAAUGUAAUUUUUUGCAAAAAUAGCAUUGUUUCUAAAACUUUUGUGUGUGCUUAUAUAAAAAUUUUAGACCCUAAACAACUAGACAUUCAUUUGUACAAUUUUAUAAUGUUUGCAGCUGUUUUUUUUUUUCUUUUAUGCUUUACUUGGAAGCUAAUACUAAAUAGUUAUAUAUGUAGCUACAAUUUUGUGUUUUGAUUACACAAAUUUUUUUCCUCACUUUUUCCACAUGAAUUUUGUCAGCUGUUUCUGUACUUGAUGCCCUUCCUAACUCACGUGGUCCAGUGAGUUCUGUACUUCUUGUCCUAGUUCUGGCUAUUCAUGAGCACAAAUCACUUCUAGGUCUCUGUUUCUGUGGUUCUUAAAAAUUAUGACAUUACCAAGGCUUCUCUCUGAAAUUGUUGUGACGCUGGGUGCUGUGUACUGAUCUGGGACCCUUGGCAUCCGUUUUGUUCAGGGCCAGUGGGAAACAUUGUCUAGCAAGAUAAAUGUCAAAAUUUACCAAAUUGUACUCUAAUAAGACAGAAAAAACAAAACAGAAUGGACCUAAUUCUUGUGAGUUUGAUAACUGAGUAACUUUUCUACAUAAUGAACAGUACUGAUAGAAAGAAGCACUUUAAUGAAUAAAGUAUACGUGUGGCUUCUCCCUUACCUGUAAUUGUCCUUGAGGACAGUUGCAGUUGUAAUUGCACAGCACUAUGUGAGUUACAGUCUCUCAGUACUGGAGUUCCCUUUAAGCUUGGUGUAUUUUCACAACAAUUUUUGCUGAGUUGUAGUUUGAGCACAAUUUGCCUUAGUCACAAGCAUGUGUAAUGCUAGAAACUACUGUGGACUGUCCUAAUAUGAUCAAUGAAAAAUAAUGUUCUCUCAAAACUUGUUUGUCCUAACCCAUCAUCACUCUCUUUGUCUAGCGUUAAAUAAAAAAAGAGAUUAGAGGGGCCCGGCUGGUGUAACCACACUUUGGCCAAGGCCACUGAUUACUAACCACCUUAGUCAUACGGCUGGGAAGGUCAGAAGUUAAAUCUGGUGAAUUGCCUGGCUUCUGAGCCCUCCCCUUAUGCCUUCUCACCUGGGACUCCCAGUCCAACCCUUGACUUAUUUGGACAAAUAGGCUAAUGGAGUUGUGUAUCUUGACUAAAAAGGGAAGAUAGAAACCUGGGCCUUGACUUGUUUGGAAGAAUAGCUUAUGCAGCUGUUUCUCUUAAGCAAAGAAAGAAGUGAGGAGCCUGGUCUUUUCUUUAUCAAAGAAUUAAGACUUUGUGUAAAUAAAGGAACUCAUGGUGUCUGCUGGUACCAAAUGACAGGUCCCUCUGGAAAGCUUUGUUUUCUGCCUUUGGUGCAGCUGAGUUCCAUCGGGGCCGUGAGUGACAGCAUCGAGGUAUUGCCCUUAAUUCUGAGCAGAGGGAAGGCAGCAGUGGCCAUGAACUGACCUAAGACACUUGGUGAUGACUCUAGAGCUUUGAGGGAUGUAGGCCCUGACCCUGUAUGGAGCUGAGAUAAGUUUUAAAGACAGGAAGGUGUUCUCUUACCAGGGCUGU
Molecule: messenger RNA, 5177 nt
Organism: Fukomys damarensis (Damara mole-rat)
Lineage: Eukaryota; Metazoa; Chordata; Mammalia; Rodentia; Bathyergidae
Gene: Nup133
Product: nucleoporin 133
Exons: 26
Coding region: 182-3649 (1155 amino acids)
Biological process (GO): transcription-dependent tethering of RNA polymerase II gene DNA at nuclear periphery; poly(A)+ mRNA export from nucleus; protein import into nucleus
Cellular component (GO): nuclear pore outer ring
Molecular function (GO): structural constituent of nuclear pore; protein binding
Source: RefSeq, a predicted model, not a curated record